Messenger RNA from Galleria mellonella (greater wax moth), 935 nucleotides. RefSeq lists its product as uncharacterized. Lineage: Eukaryota; Metazoa; Arthropoda; Insecta; Lepidoptera; Pyralidae. The transcript has 4 exons. Bases 297 to 920 code for a protein of 207 amino acids. The record is from RefSeq and is a predicted model, not a curated record.
AUUCCAUAAAGCUAACCAGUUUAUUCCUUUGUUACAGAUCCACGUUGUACUGGUAACCUACAAAGAAUAGUUGCACCAGAUUCUAGUGGAAAUCAAGAUCCAAUCAUUGAAAAACAAAUUGAAAUUGGAACGAACGAUGACUGAUUAGACAUUAAUACUGGCCACACGCCGAAACAUCGUACUGAUUAAAAAGAAAAAAAAGUAAAAAAAAAACAUAAUGUCACGGGCAACGGCGCCGAGUUGAUUCGAUAUUUGAAAAUGUCCGUGAGUGUUACUUAGGGUUGUAGAAAAUAAAGAUGGCGCACAAAAUAAAAAAUAACCACUAUGUGGCUACGCACAGAUCUGGCGUAGACUCACCGUCGUCUGGUGGAUAUUUGCCUAGAGCAUCAUCCAGAGACGAAAAUGACAGCCACCGAGCUCCUUCUGAAAGGACAUUAUCUGAAUAUACGACAAUGGACGAGAGAACCCGAUCACCUUCCGGUGAACACCGAAACGGCGACCACCGGAACGGUGAUCAUCGGAACGGUGAUCACCGGAACGGUCGACGGUCCCACCCGAACGGCUCACCUCGCGCCGACUCCGGUUCUGACGUGUACGUCACCAGUGCCGCCUACCGUCCACCCUCCGAAAUGAGUCGACAGUCGCGAGCGCCGCGCAGCGUGUAUUCGUACAGGAGCGCGGUGGCGCCCUCUGUCGCAUCUACCCACAGAUCCAAAGUUUCAAGAAAGGCUGGUGUGAAGGUAGACGCGAUGGCGGCUCCGAACCCUUUUUGCCCGAACGUGAAGGGCAUGUGUUGCCUGAUGCUGCUCCUCAACUUAGGUCUCAUACUGGUCACCCUUGGGUUCGUGAUCGUGCUGCAGUUCUUCGAGCCUCUGUUUGUAUGGUCAGUACCGCAUAAUGUUUUAUAUUUGAAUGUAUGAAAAUUGGUAGUUAUA